Pseudomassariella vexata is the source of this 898-nucleotide messenger RNA. RefSeq lists its product as uncharacterized. Bases 302 to 811 code for a protein of 169 amino acids. The record is from RefSeq and is a predicted model, not a curated record. NCBI's taxonomy places the organism in Eukaryota, Fungi, Ascomycota, Sordariomycetes, Amphisphaeriales, Pseudomassariaceae. The transcript is spliced from 2 exons.
CCAGUUCUAGAUUUGUUCAGCAGUUGCAGCACAAGCACCAAGUUCUCAACCGUCGAUAUUCGUUUCCUCCAUUCCCACAACAAUUGCUGGAACGAUAGAGCAAGGCGCCAAGCCUGGCUGUUCUGCAAUUGUGGUAGCUGCAUGCUCCCCGCGGGACACCGUGAAACAUCCAUCUCGAGCUCCCCAAGUCGCCGCUGAAUAGCCAUAUUGAACACUCAAUUCUUCUGACGACUGCGACUGGCCAAUUGGAAGCUUACAACUCAUCAGACCCGACCAGCUUCUGGCCAGGCAGUAAGCUGCAAUGGCGCCGUCGUUUCUCAGCUUUAAGGAGCUGCGGAGACGGUCGCGAGCGAGCUUCAGGACGGAUCGAUCGACCGAGAACACGGAUACCUCGAGCAACGAUGACAACCAGAACACUGAGAACACCACCCCCACGACAGGGUCCAUCACGCCGCCGUCCAUCACGCCGCCGUCGAUUGCAGCCCUGUCCGACCCUGCCCACAGCUUUCAAACGAAGGAUCCUUCGCAGCUUAGUCUGCCCCUCGUGCCCCCGAGACCACCUCUGCAGACUACAACCAACACCAACAGAUUUAGUGUCUCUGGCAUGACUGGAUUGGGAUCUCCGACGGUCGUUGGCAGAACUAAGUCGCUUCCCGUGUCGCAAUACGCUCCGCGCAUAUCGAAUAUUGUCGAAAACAGCUGGGUAUGGUUCAUAACUCCUUGCUUCCAGUCUACAGGUGUCGGGUGGAGGUGUAGUGGUCACUGGCGCUCUGGGAAUCUGGGACAAACCAUGUCAACCAAUGCGCGGUGAAACUUAACUGUGUGGUGCUAACGGCUUUACAGGUUUCCCAGAAGAUCAUCCUGGUCAAUGGCACUAUUGGUGAAGUUUCCCAGAGCU